Molecule: messenger RNA, 2286 nt
Organism: Benincasa hispida (wax gourd)
Lineage: Eukaryota; Viridiplantae; Streptophyta; Magnoliopsida; Cucurbitales; Cucurbitaceae
Source: RefSeq, a predicted model, not a curated record
AAAAAGGUUAUUUUGACAAUUUUCCAAAAAGUUUCUUCCGACCAGUCAGCCUUCAAGCGAGAGGCGACUCCUUCGACUGCUUUCAGCGACUGAGGUGACGACGGCGAACUCCCAGGCAACUGCGUUGACAGCGGCAAACACCCAGGCGACUGAGGCAACGGCGGAAAACACCCUGUGACGAACACGACGAACCAAAUCCGGCGGCAAUCGCGAAACCUCUUCCUCGCAGCACGCACCACGAUGAACUCUUAAUUUGAUGUUGGAAUUGCGAGAAGUUGCAAGAAAAAGGAUCAUAAUGUAAACUAGGAUAGGCCUUGUAUAUAUUUUCUUUACUUUUGAUCUUGCUUGUUUUAUUUGAACUCAGUUGGAACAUUUGGUUGCUAUUGGGUCAUUUCAACUAUUGAGCAGUCAAACAGUAUCAAAGUGCCACAAAAUUCCCGCAGUUAGUGGAUUUUUUUUCCUGAGUUUUUCUACAGACCCUCCUCCAAUGGAUUCCACUGGCUCUCCCAAAGCAAGAAAGAAGUCCAAGAACCAAUCACCUGAAGUCAAGUUCCACUUAGACCUCACUAACUGUUCGAGGAGGAAAGAUUUACUUUCGGCCAUAACUCUCUGUGAAGCUGCAGUUUCAGAGAAGUUGCAAUUCAAUCAACAACACUUCAAUACACUCCUCUACCUCUGUUCUACUGCGAUUUCAGACCCGUCAUUGAAAGAAUCUGCAGUAAGUUUUGGGUUUCGCGUAUAUAAUCACUUGCAAUCCAUUGGUGUUAUUCCUAACGAGGCUACAAUCACCGCCGUCGCAAGACUCGCCGCAGCAAAAGGGGAUGGCGAUUGUGCAUUUGAAUUGGUGAAAACAAUUGGGAAAUAUAAAGUUACACCCAGGUUGCGCACUUAUGAUCCCGCAUUGUUUUGUUUUUGUGAGAAUUUGGAGGUGGACAAGGCUUAUGAGGUGGAACAACACAUGGUAUCUGCUGAAGUGGGGUUAGAGGAACCUCAGAUUUGUGCGCUUCUGAAAGCGAGUUCAGAGACAGGGAAAGGGGAUAGAGUAUAUGAGUAUUUGCACAAACUGAGACGUUCUGUGAAGUGUGUUAGUGAGUCCACUGCAAAGGCUAUUGAGGAUUGGUUUUGUAGUGAAAAGGCCUCCAAUUUUGGUGAAUCGACUUGGGAUGUGAGUCUGAUUAGAGAGGCAAUUUUAAGUAAUGGAGGGGGUUGGCAUGGAAAGGGGUGGAUUGGGAAAGGAAGUUGGACAGUGAAAAGAACAAAUGUUGAUUCCAGUGGCAAAUGUUGCUGUUGUACUCAGCAGUUGGUCUGUGUCGAUAUUAGUUGUGCUGAGACAGAGAGUUUCGCUCAAUCUUUGGCUGCACUCGCCAUUGAAAGGGAGACUCAACCAAAUUUUAUAAGCUUUCAGGAAUGGUUAGAAGUACAUAAUCAUUGUGAUGCUAUUGUCGAUGGAGCAAAUAUUGGCCUCUACCAACAGAAUUUUGCAGAUUCUGGAUUUAAUCUUCCUCAGGUUGAGGCCGUUGUCAAAGAACUAUGUAAGAUGAGCGGAGGGAAAUGGCCAUUAGUUUUCUGGCACAAUAAACGCACCAAGGCUCUAUUGGAAAAUUCUUCAAGUAGAAGAGUUGUUGAGGAAUGGAUAAACAAAGGUGCUCUUUAUACAACCCCCAUUGGCUCAAAUGACGAUUGGUAUUGGCUUUAUGCCGCUGUGAAAUUGAAGUGCUUGCUUGUCACAAAUGAUGAAAUGCGAGAUCACAUUUUUGAACUUUUGGGAAGCGACUUAUUUCUUAGGUGGAAGGAGAAACAUCAAAUUCGUUACACUUUCGUUAAGGGUCAACUGAGACUUGAGAUGCCACCCCUUUACUCUGUUGUAAUUCAGGAAUCAGAAACAGGAUCUUGGCAUGUUCCAAUUGAAUCAAGUGACUCUGAAUUAGAACGAACAUGGUUGUGUGUUACCAGGCCAGGUGUUUCUGAAAACAUCGAGGCUCAAGGGUCAUGUGGGAGUGUAGGCAGUUAUAAUCGACUGCAUGAUUCGGCCGUAGCACGUAAAAGAAAAGAGAGGCCAUCGUCAACCUCCGAGCUUGCCUAGAUUUGGUGGUGGUAUUCAGCAGAUUGCAAAGCUGAUGAAUCCAUGUUUAUUUUUUAUCUGUCUCAAUUGUUGGUGUUCAUUUCCCUGGACAACGACAAUGUUGCAUCCUAUCUCAUUAGUCACUUCUUAAUUAUUUUAUUUUAGGGUUGGUAACCAUUUUGUUUUUAAAAAUUAAGUCUAUUUUCUUCCAUUUUUUACCAUAA